AUGAAAAAGCUCCUGACAAAAUCUUUCCUUAGUUAUUCGUUGGAACUGAUAGAGAAGGAAAUGGCGUCCAUAAGCAAGCUUGUUGCUCUUCUCAAGGCCGCCAACGAGGAGACUAUAUCAACCCGGCAAGAUGUGGUGCCUGCCGCGCGCGACCGCAUCGACAGAAAGAUCUUGGAGGUUGUCAAGACCUCCCUACGCUUCAGAGGGCGCCUCGAAGACAUGGACCGCCCUAGCGAGGCCAAUCGCCGUCUCCCUGGCUGCAACGAGGGAACAGCCGCUGAUCGGAUCAGAACUGUGCUGAGAAAUAUGCUCCGCAGGAAGCUCAAGGAGCUAAUGAUGGAUUUUAAGAGAGCAAGGCAGAGCAUAAUGGUGGAUUUCAUGAUUAGGCGCCGUUGCUUUACUGUACCAGGGGAAAUACCUUCCGAAGAGGUGUUGGAGAUGAUGUUUUCCGAAGAGAUGAGCGAGGAGAUACUAAGGGCAGCCAUCUAUUCAAGUGGACAGUAUAUGCACGAUGCGGUAAAGUAUGCGAAAAACAGUCUGCUUGAAUUCUACCAAUUAUUCUUGAACGCGGUGGUGCUAGUUGAUUCACUAGGUGAGAAGAUGAAUGAUAUAGAAUACCAUGUCUCGAACACUGCUAACUACAACAUCAAGGGCGGGACUAAGGUGCUCAAAUCUGCUUAG
Molecule: messenger RNA, 681 nt
Organism: Dendrobium catenatum
Lineage: Eukaryota; Viridiplantae; Streptophyta; Magnoliopsida; Asparagales; Orchidaceae
Product: syntaxin-122-like
Exons: 1
Coding region: 1-681 (226 amino acids)
Biological process (GO): exocytosis; intracellular protein transport; vesicle fusion
Cellular component (GO): SNARE complex; endomembrane system; plasma membrane
Molecular function (GO): SNAP receptor activity; SNARE binding
Source: RefSeq, a predicted model, not a curated record